AUGACUAAUCCAACCGCAUCUGAUCCAAUUGGUCCAGGACAUAUCAUGGUUCCUAAUGACUCUCCUGAGACUUCCGAAGAUAGAACUACUAUUCAACGUGAUGAACACAUCGCUAGUUUGACUCAAGAGAUUGAGGAUUUACGUAGUGAACUAACUCGGGUUAGGGACUUGACCAAUUUAUCCAUCACACUCCAAAGUCCACUUCAUGAACCUAGAAGUACUGCACCAAAUCCACCUCGUUUUCCAUCAUUUGAUUCACCAGUACCUGAACACUUUCCUCCACAACAACCUCCGUCUACCAACAAUAACCUUCCUCCAACUACUCCCACAAAUCCACCAAAUUUUCUACCCAUCUACACUCCUCCACAAAGUCAACCACCUACCUACACUACCUAUGCUACUCCUCCUAAUCCACCUGUCAACCCACAAAAUCAACCUCCAACUCAUACUCAUUACAUUUCUCAACCCAUUAACACAUAUCCACAACCUACAACUACUCUCGUAAACCCAUCGAAUCCAUCACCUCCUGUUCAAAAUACACCCAUUGUCCAAACUUAUCCAGCCCAACAUAUACAAGGGGCACAUAUUCCCAAUCCUUCUGUGCAAUAUGUUCCUCUGGUAUAUGCAGUAGAAACUCAAACCUAUACCAAUCCAAUAUCGGUCAAGUUUCAACCCAAUGUAUAUCAAUAUGAGGAAAUGGAGAAGGAUGUCAAGGCAAAGGCCGAUGAUGUGUUAGCUUCGCGAUCUUAA
Solanum stenotomum is the source of this 750-nucleotide messenger RNA. Its product is annotated as proline-rich extensin-like protein EPR1. The transcript has a single exon. NCBI's taxonomy places the organism in Eukaryota, Viridiplantae, Streptophyta, Magnoliopsida, Solanales, Solanaceae. Bases 1 to 750 code for a protein of 249 amino acids. The record is from RefSeq and is a predicted model, not a curated record.